CGCCCAGAGGCUCGUGGGAGGCGCUGGGCCUGGCUCGGUGCGCCGGGAGUGGAGAACGGUGCCAGGAUGGGCCUGGGCGCAUGGGGACCGACACGACCAGGGAACGGGCCCGGGGCAAGGAGAGCUCAGUGGGGCGAGGCAAAGGCCGCGUCGGACGGCGGGUGCCCAGCUCGAGGUGCAGCGGGGCCUGGCUCCCAGGCAGCGUCCCCCUCUGGUGCCGCCGGGAAGGGCAGGGCGGCGCUCCGCGCUCUGCUCAGCUGGUUCAGCGCCCCCCUGCCAUUCCUGGCUUUGCAUCCGACAGCCAGGCCCCCCUGGGCUGGGCACGGCAUGCACCCCUCCCCACUCCUGCACCGGCCCUGAGCCGGGGUCAAGCCCCCCACCCCACUCAGCCAGGAACAUAUGCCCCCGAGGAGGCAGGACCAAGGGGGGAGCCAGGGGGGUCUCGGCAGGCAGGGGCCCCUCCCCAUAUAUUGGUUAGGAGUGAAACUGGGCUGGGAGUUUCCAGCCAGUCCCUGGUCCCAGGUCCUUGAGCCUCAGGGCCGGGGGUCCUGAGCCCCGGGGCUUGUCCUGGCAGCUGCAGGCUGGGCCAGGCAGGGAGGAGCGGGCAGGGAUGCGGGGGCCCUCGCACAGGGUGGCGACGUGGUGACGGGGUCGCUCAGGGAUGCAGGCGACUUGGAUUCUGUCCCAGCUCUGCUGCAGACCCUUCCCAGGCAAGUCGCUGCCGAUGGCACAAAACCGAGGGGAGAGAGAAACAAAGCCGAGCCCGGGUCACGGGCACAGAGCAAUGCGGAUCUCUUGGCAAGCUGGGCGCAGGUGAAGACUGUGUUUUAAUGCGGCUGAACGCAAAUGUAGACGGCUAGGAGCAGAGAACGGCAGCCGUACGCCCGUGCUGACAGGGGAGGGAUGCUGCCGGGGGAGCAGGGACCCUGACAAAGGUUUGCGGGUUGUGGUGGAGAUGCUGCCCCCCGCGGCCGGCUGAGGGGGCGAGAGCGAGGGCGGUCGCCCCGACGCCGGGAUCCGGAGUUGGCGUGCCGACCGGGGGUGCCUACGAAACCCCAGACGAAGGGGACGUCCUGGGCCGGUCCUGCUGGCCGCUGAGCUCCCAAGGUACCGUCCCAGCCGGGCUCCCGAGAGCACCCGCCAGGCCGGGGAGGGACUGGGCCUCGGGGAAGUGCCUGGCCCCCGGGGGCGCCUGCCAGGCCUCAGAGCCGCCGGCCGCCCCGCCAUGCCCGCCAAGACCCCCAUCUACCUGAAGCCCUCGACGCCGAAGCGGGGCCGGAAGCUGCGGCUGCGGGACGUGCUGUCGAGCGACAUGAUCAGCCCGCCGCUGGGGGACUUCCGGCACAGCGCCCACAUCGGGCCGGCGGGCGAGGGCGACAUGUUCGGGGAACUCUCCUUCCUGCAGGGCAAGUACGACCUGCUGCCCCCCCUGGGCCGCCGCCUGGCCUCGCAGAGCGCCCAGGCCGUGGGGCAGGAGCCGGCCCGGGGCCCCGCCGCCAGCGGCUACCGCAGCCUGCUCAAGAGUGCCGUCUCCCUGCCUGUCUUCAGCGGGGCGCCGAGCCCGGAGCAGGCCCCCCCCAAGCCGCCCCGGCUGCACCUGGAGGAGCUGCCCAGCAGCCAGCGCUCCAUGUCCGUCAGCUGCGGUGAGGGCUGUUUCCACAGCGGGCAGGGCCUGCCCUUCUCCCUCCCGCACUACCACCAGCUGCCCGCCUCCGUCUCCUUCUCCGCCGACUCCUCCGAGGGCUCCUUCCCGGGCCCCUGGGGCCUGGGCUACGGCGCCCGGGCCGGCACGGACACCCAGGAGCCCCCCUGCUCCCCCGGGGCCUCUGUCCCGCGCUCCGAGUCCCUGCUGGGGCUGGACCUGGACCUGGGCCCCUCCAUCCUGGACGACGUGCUGCGGAUCAUGGAGGAGUACAAGCUGCCGGGCGCCAAGGCCCUGUAGAUCCGUCCUCCACGCCAUGGAGGCUCCUUGGCCCGGCAGCCCCCCCGGCCCAGCUGCGGGGUGCUGCCCCCUCAGAGAACGCCCUGACCUCUGAGCCGCCCACGGCCUGGGCCCAGGAGGGGCACCGUGGCUCGAGCAGCCUGGGGUCUGUGGGGAGCUCCCCAGCCUGCUGGGACUGGCCCCCAGAGGGGACCGAGGGGCACGGCUUAGCCCCUAGCCCAGCGCGGCUCAGGAACCGGCCUCGGGGGUCGCCUGGCUGGGGGGGAACCCGGCGCACGGACACUCCCUCCGGCUCUGCCUGUCACCAACACCAGCUGGACUUCAGGAAGUUUCAGGCCCUCAGCGCUCCCUGCCCGGCUCUGCCCCGGGGCGGGCUUGGCUCUGGCCGGCGAGGGUACGGGCUGAGCCGUGCGCUGAGCCCCGGGCUCCUCGGUCUGCGGCCCCGCCGCUGGGUUUUCCCGCAGCUGGAGACUCGCGGGCCCCGUGGAACGGGCUGGGACCCAGCUCGGGGAUGCGGGAUCCUGCCCCACUGGGCACAGAGCCCAGAUUUAAACGCUAACCCCCCCACCCAGCCUAACCGCAGACCCCUCCCCCAAAUGUCCCUGCCUCCUGCCAUGGGCCUUGGCUGGCUGCUGACCCCGGAGGGGGGGCUCCCGAAUGUUCUGGGGCCAGGGUGACCCAUGUGACACUCCACAGCAGGAAGGUCUGGGCAUGUCCCCCCCCCAGGCACGCAGCAACAUCCUCACCUCUGACCCCCCCUCCCACAGGGAGGGGCUGCCCCUGUCCAGAGCCCUCCCCCACGUCCCCCCACAUCCCUGCGCACGGAGCCCCGAGGACUGGGGGCCGCCAGGGCGUGAGGUGGGAAAGGACGGGGAGGGUUGGUGGCUGGGAAGGGGAGUGGGGAGACACACACACACACACCCCUUCCCCCCCAUAUACACCCCUACACUCACACCCCAUGCUCACACACUCCAUACACACAAACCCACACACACCCCUAGACACACCCCCACACACCCCUACAAACACACACACACCCCUACACACACUCCAUACACACAAACCCACACACACACCCCCACACACCCCUACACACACACACACACCCCUACACCCCCCCCACACACACCCCUACACACACUCACUCAUACUGUUCUUGGGUUGUUUGCUGCCAGCACCCAGCGGUUCCUGCAUCUCAGCCAGCGGAUGCUGCUGCCCUUCUGCGGGGGCCAGGCUGAGGGAUGGAGCAGGCCGGGGGAGUGCCCCUGGGGUUCAGGCACCAAAUCUUCCUGCCCCCUUGGGAGGGGGGCCGCCCCACAGCCAGGCCCUCCAGGUUCUGCCCUGGGCCCCUGCAGCAUCCUUGGCAAAUCCCAGCUGGUGACGCCUGCCCCUCUAACCACAGAGGCUGGCGCGUGGCUUCGCGUGGGAUCGUCUGGCUGGCGUCUAGUUCUGGCCCUUCAGCAGCUCCUGCCCCCUGCAGAACGGCUCCUGCCCUCCCCUCGUGAGCCCCCUGCAGCGCAUCCCCCCUCUGCCCAUCACUGUGGCCUCUGAACCCCUCGCUCUCCUGCCACCUGGAGUCGUGCGUCAGCAAUAAAAGUGUUUCGUCCCCAG
Chelonia mydas (Green sea turtle) is the source of this 3553-nucleotide messenger RNA. RefSeq names its product cdc42 effector protein 2. Bases 1226 to 1942 code for a protein of 238 amino acids. The record is from RefSeq and is a predicted model, not a curated record. The transcript is spliced from 2 exons. NCBI's taxonomy places the organism in Eukaryota, Metazoa, Chordata, Testudines, Cheloniidae.